This is a messenger RNA of Cylicocyclus nassatus, 318 nucleotides long. NCBI's taxonomy places the organism in Eukaryota, Metazoa, Nematoda, Chromadorea, Rhabditida, Strongylidae. The record is from the annotation of a GenBank genome assembly.
AUGCCGUUAGGGGCAAUUUCUAAUCGGCCAUUACCAGUCCUUGGAGCCAUUACCCUUCUGGCGAACGGUACUACAGUAGGCCAACGAGCUCCACGCUGUCGUUCCUGCUACCAGCCUAGGACUGCGGCUAGGGGUCUAAAGAAAGAAGAGGACGUCGCGGUCGGAGAAGCUGAGAUCGAGCUGAUACGGGGCGGGCAAAUUAAAGAGUCGAGAGGAAGCAAGCGAGGAGACGCCACCAUCUGGAGCGGCACGCUCAAUACCCAACAGUCCACCACUGCUGCUCAUUAUUCCUACAUAUUACUCGUUUUCCGACAAUGA